Molecule: messenger RNA, 1205 nt
Organism: Oreochromis niloticus (Nile tilapia)
Lineage: Eukaryota; Metazoa; Chordata; Actinopteri; Cichliformes; Cichlidae
Gene: rplp0
Product: ribosomal protein, large, P0
Exons: 8
Coding region: 195-1142 (315 amino acids)
Biological process (GO): ribosomal large subunit assembly; ribosome biogenesis; cytoplasmic translation
Cellular component (GO): cytosolic large ribosomal subunit
Molecular function (GO): large ribosomal subunit rRNA binding; structural constituent of ribosome
Source: RefSeq, a predicted model, not a curated record
UUUAAAGUGAUUGACACAGAAUCCGCCCAAUAGUUAUGAAGGUAACGCCCAUAGCUGAGUUGUGAUUGGUUAACUUUUUUAAUACAUAUCCCUCUCGCGCCCGUCCUCUUCCUCUUUCUUUCACGCGACCCUACUGCACGAUACAUCCUUGUCUUUAAACCAGCUGUGUAGCGAUCCUUGGAAGCACUGCAGAGAUGCCCAGGGAAGACAGGGCCACGUGGAAGUCCAACUAUUUUUUGAAAAUCAUCCAACUUUUGGAUGACUAUCCAAAAUGCUUCAUCGUGGGCGCAGACAAUGUGGGCUCCAAGCAGAUGCAGACCAUCCGUCUGUCCCUGCGUGGGAAGGCUGUGGUGCUGAUGGGUAAAAACACCAUGAUGCGCAAAGCCAUCCGUGGCCAUCUGGAGAACAAUCCUGCACUGGAGAAGCUCCUGCCCCACAUUAAAGGUAAUGUGGGCUUUGUCUUCACGAAGGAGGAUCUGACUGAAAUCAGAGACCUGCUGCUGGCCAACAAGGUACCUGCAGCUGCCCGUGCUGGAGCCAUCGCCCCUUGUGAUGUGACAGUGCCGGCCCAGAAUACUGGUCUUGGUCCUGAGAAGACCUCUUUCUUCCAGGCUCUGGGUAUCACCACCAAAAUCUCCAGGGGAACCAUUGAAAUCUUGAGCGAUGUCGGUCUGAUCAAGACUGGAGACAAGGUUGGUGCCAGCGAGGCCACACUGCUAAACAUGCUGAACAUCUCUCCGUUCUCCUAUGGACUCAUCAUCCAGCAGGUUUAUGACAAUGGCAGUGUUUACAGCCCAGAGGUGCUUGACAUCACUGAGGCUUCUCUGCAUGCCAGGUUCCUGGAGGGUGUGAGGAAUAUUGCUAGUGUGUGUCUGGAGAUUGGCUACCCCACUUUGGCUUCUGUCCCCCACUCCGUCAUCAAUGGCUACAAGAGAGUCCUGGCUGUUGCUGUGGAGACAGACUACUCCUUCCCCCUGGCAGACAAAGUCAAAGCCUUCCUGGCUGACCCAUCUGCAUUUGCUGUCGCAGCACCUGCAGCAGCUGCUGAGACUGCCGCAGCUCCAGCUGCUGCUGCUAAGGAGGAGGCCAAGGAGGAGUCUGAGGAAUCAGAUGGCGACAUGGGCUUCGGUUUGUUCGACUAAUAAAAUACAGCGAACAGAACCACAUCUAAUAAGAACAUGAUUCAAUAAAUAACGUAAGAUCCA